Messenger RNA from Girardinichthys multiradiatus, 4834 nucleotides. RefSeq names its product translation initiation factor IF-2. The transcript has 12 exons. The coding region runs from base 244 to 1350 and encodes 368 amino acids. The record is from RefSeq and is a predicted model, not a curated record. Lineage: Eukaryota; Metazoa; Chordata; Actinopteri; Cyprinodontiformes; Goodeidae.
CCGCCCACUUCAAUAAACCAAACGUCUCUCCUCCAAUCCAGACAAAAGCCUGAGCAUCUGGAGCACCUUUAAGGGAGCGAGACUGAUCCAAAGCGCAGGAACGCACCGCAGGCAAGCCGACAGGACGGGUACACAUUUGAAUUCCACCUGAAAAUCUCCGGGCCGGCUGAUUGACCUUGGUGAAAGACGCAGAAAGGGAGAGUGAGCCCCGAUUUAUCCGUAAAGGCAGCACAGCGCGUUCCCAUGAUGUCAUACCUGUGGAUUCUGCUAUUAGGGAGCCUGCUGGCCUCACACACCAAAGCGCUAGAUGAUACGCAGAUAGAAGGGACGGGAGAAACUGAAACAGACCCAGUGGCUGAUGGAGAUGCUGAUGGUGCAACAGUUACAGAAGUAGCACAUGUAGAAAGCGAAUCUGAGACAGAUAAUGACCCUGAGCCAGCCACGGACCCUGAGCUGGACGCGGACCCUGAGCCGGCGGCGGACCCUGAGAUGGCGACGGAUCCUGAGACGGCGACGGAUCCUGAGCCAGCGGUAGUCUCUGAGCCAACAUCUGAGCCUGACCCAGUGGUUGACCCUGAACAAACACCUGAGACUGAGCAGGUUGCUGACCCAGAACAAACGAAUGCACCUGAACUAGUGGUGAAACCUGAGUUAGGUGGAGAAGAACCAGACAUAUCUACAGCACCUGCAGAAAUAGUGGAACCAGUUGCACCUACAGAGGCAGAUCAAGAACCUCCCACAGAAGUCACAGAACCAGUAGCACCUAUAGAAGAAGACUCAGGAGUAGCUACUCCUGCUGCUGGUGAAACAGUAGCUCCUGGAGUUACUCCUGCAGUGACCGCUGAGAUAGAUGCACCUGCCACACCACAAGAUGCUGAUAUUGAAGUGCCUAAGCAGACAACAGCUGCUGAACUCGAGGAAGCUACACCAGCUCCCACAACCCCAGCUAAUGGAAUUAAGCCUGAAGAAGAUGAGGAGCCCUCACAGAAAACAAUCAUUGAAAAAAUUGGAAGGCAGUUCAUUCCAAUUGUUCGGGGGGAAGUAGAGAAAAUCAGUCAGCCAAACGACAAUGAAGACCCUAAUGUUAACGCUUCAGCAGACAAAGACGCCCAAUCCGGAGAUGGAGGCUCUAAACCUUUAGCAGCAAUCCUGUCCAGCAUCAUUGUGUCUGCAGUGGGAGCAGUCACUGGGUACUUUGCCUAUCAAAAGAGGAAACUGUGCUUCAAAAAAGGCCAAGAAGCAGAUGAGGAGGCUCAAGUCAAUGCAGUCAAAGUAGACAAAGCAGACGCGGCAGACGCUAAGUCUGAUCCCCAGGAAUCCAACACGUUGCUGAACUCCUCCCAGCCAUGAUCAUCUGACUAGCCUGGACCAACUUCAGUCAAGCAGAGGCAAUCUCACUGUUAGCCCCCCCCCCGAGUAGGCUUGUGUGUUUCUGAUUGUGUAAGUGUGUGUUGGUCUUUAUGAGCUUGUGUGUGUUUGUGUGUGUGUGUGUGUGUGUGUGUGUGUGUGUGUGUGUCUUUGUUCUUGUGUGUGGCAAAGGAGUUAGAUAUAGAUCUAGUGGUUUCUGAUUAUUCAAACAUACAAAUUCAUUAAAAUGAUCAAUCAAAAUCCAACUUUUUUUCUUUUUGCCGGGUUGCCAUCAACCCAUCAACCCAUCAAAGAGAUUAAAUCUCAUAUGAAUCUGAAACAUUGCUCUUUUGUUUGAGAUGGCGACUAUCAAGUUUUAGUUAUUCAAUGUAAUUCAAAACCAGUAACGGAGAGUUAUACUGUCAGUGUUGAACUAGUACUUUUUUGCAUUUAUUGAGCCAAACAUAUGAUUUUGAAAGUAAACAAGUGUCUAAAAAGUGUCCUAAACAAAAAAAGAAUAACAUAAGUUAUCUGUUGUACAAGUGUAGAAUAAGAUGACGAGAAAUGGCAUGAAUCACUACCACUGUACUUUGUAGAUUUUAACAUGGGAGAAGUGUCUAAUCCUAAUUUUCAGGGAAUGACCUGAUUUAGAUUAUUAUGUGCUUGGAAUGCCAAUGACAUCUCUGUAUUGCUCUUGUUUUGUUUGUUUUGCUCUGGCGAAGGGAAUUAGACUUAAAUCUUGUUAAGUGACUGUUCAUCAGUCAGCUGAAUAAAUUAGGUGUUGAUGAAAUUUCUUAUUGACCUUUAAGAUAAACCAACCAAAUACUGGUCCUUGGUUGCCAAGUGUUCAUACCCUUUGACAUUUUUCGUCACAUAACAACAAUAACUUAAAUGUAUUUUAUAACAAUCUGGUGUGAUAGACUCAAAGUUUAGCAUAAUUGUGAAGUGGAAGUGCAUAUAAAGACUGCCGUUUUUGCCUUUUCUUUUUUCCAAAAUAGUGCAAGAGUUCAGUUUGGAUGAUGAACAUCCAUUUUUGAGUUUCCAUUAGAUUUAGGUCUAGGUGCUAUAGCAUGAAUAAGUCUUGAUCAAAGCCACUCCAUUGUAGCUCUGGUUGUAUGUUUAUGGUUGUUGUCCUGAUGGAAGGUGAGAUCUAGUCCCAAGUCUUUUGCAGGGUCUUAAAGGUUUCUUCCAGCAUUGCCCUGUGUUUACCAAAAUCCAUCUUUUCAUCAAGUCAGACUCGCCUCCUAAUCUUUGCUGAUGAAAAGCAUGCCACGCUACCCUGCUUAAAGCUGGGGAUGGUGUGUUCAGGGUGGUGGUUUUCCACCACAUAUAGCAAUUUGCAUUUAUGCCAAAAUGUUUGGCUAAAUUCUCAUCUGACCUGUACAUCAUGUUCACUGUGUCCUCUUUAUGACAUCUGGCAAACUUUUACAUUUAAGCCAAAAAUUGUGUCAGAGUCUUCACAACUUUAUCGCUGACCUGUCUGCUGCAUUUAAUUACACACAGCUGAACUCAAUUUACUAAUAAGGGCACUUCGGAAGUUAAUUGGUUGUGCUGGAUUUUAUUUCGUGGAAUUAGAUAAAAUGGGGGUUGGUUUAAAUGCAAGACACACUUGCAUUUCUAAAGCAUGUUUAAAAACAUGCAUCAUUUCUCUUUUUUGGUGUUGAUCUAUUACACAAAAUUAUAAUAAAAUAUUGGUUGUUGAAAAGGUUCAAGGGGUAUUAUUACUUUGUAACCAUUACCAGAUCCAGAAAUACUAAAGACAUACAAAUGUAAUAACUGAGCAUUUUUUUUGCAAUGUUUAAAAUUCAUUGAGGCAAACCUGAAUUUAAUCCCCUAGACAAGUGGUCACCUAAAAUGGAAAAGUUAAAAAUUAUGUUAUGUAAUUAUGUAUAUGCAUUUUUGUUUUGUAGUACGUGUAGUUUUGAUGCAGUGAUUUAUUUGUUAUAGUGCCUUUCACUGUCACAGCCUGGCUUGUUCAAUCUAAAGGCACACAGAGAAAACAAUAAUUAAAAAUAAACAAUAAUUUAAAAACAAGCAGUUCACACCAAACAAAAAAGUAAUGUACUAUAUGCUGUUCAAAAUGUAAGCAAAAUGUAUUUAAAAGUACUAUAUACAAAUGAUUAUAACUGCAACUGAAUAACAUGUUCAAAGCAGGCCAAUUUUAUUUUUGACACCAACAAUUUUACCAACAUCAUCUGGUAUCAUGGUAUCAUGUUCAAAGCUCUUCAUAAUGUGUGCCUUUUCAUUGGAACAAGCCAGUUGCUUUCAGUGUUUUUGUAUCAUUCAUAUACAGACACCAUUCACCUGUGACCUUUAUAUGAAUUUCUACCAUUUUAGCAGUGGUGCCUCUGAGCCGACACUGAUGGUUUUUUGAGUCAACUAGUCUUUCCUGUUAUUUUGUGAUUAUUGUGAAUUGACUCAGAAGAAGCCGCACUACUAGCUUUUUUUUUCUCUUGUCUCUUGCCACUGUAGCACAAAUUACCCUCUGAAUGUCUUUCUUUUUAGGUUUUGUACUUUCUGUACUUUUAAAUGAAAUAAUGUGGUUAUACUGGGUGUAUAGUGCUGCGGUUCCUGAGGUGUGUUAGCUGUUAAACACUAUAUAGCUUCAAUACAGGACAGAGACUGUUGCUAACAGCCUAGCCUUGAGGUGAGAAAUAGUCUGUGAUGUCAUAUUAAUUGUUUUAAUGAACUGUGGGCUGAAUGUGAGGUCAAAGCUCUGCUAACUGCCAUCUUCGCCUGUAACCUGUGAUGGACAAUAGACAGUUUUAUCUUGAGAUGUUAAAGCACGCAGAUAAUAUGUCUGGCUUAGAGUGAAAAUGCACAAAUUACCCAUUGUAUAACAGUACAAGCUUUCUGAGAUAGCCAGCGAUGCCUUUAAAAUAUAUAUGUAUCUUCCCUUAAGUGCAGCACUUUCCCCCUUCUGUGCACAUUCCAGUGGGUGCUUUAAGAUUCAGCAAAAGCCCCUUGAUGUCCUGCAGUGCAAAUUCAGACUCAAUUAAUGCAAGAGAAAAUUUGUCAGGGCUAAUCUACUUUCCAUUUUUCCCCAAGAAGUCCCAAGGGGCACAAAAUAUCGGACUACAGCAUCCAAACCAGAAUGUAAACCCCUGGGUUCUGAAGUGCACUUUCCAGAUCAUGCAAGAGGGCAUCAAACGUGACGCUAACCAGUGCUGCCUUAUCAUUUAUAUUAUCUUAAAAAUUCCUGAGGGGGGAAACAAAGAACAGUGUCAACGUCAACAGAGAGAUGAGCAGUAAAAUUUAUUUUGUUUUGUUUGUAAGAACAUUCUCAAUUGGAGAAGCACUUUCCUAUCCUGUAUACACAUUGAUUUAUUAAAUGCAUUAAGACCAGUGUAAAGCUUUUCCUGUUAAUUUAAUAUUCCAUGUUGAUAUUUUGUGUAGGAACUGUCUUCUUCAAUGUCAUCCGGAACUUGUGCUCUACUGGAAUUGUGUAAAUAAUGUUUGACAAGUCAAUUAAACACUUUUCGUGGGA